AUGCCGCCCUACACGCGUGUGGUUAGUCUGUACGAGCGAUUCACGGUGUUGUCUGCCGCCGCCAUCCGGCGGGAGGUGCAGGCGCUGUUAGGCACCACCGCGAGCAGCACCUCGCUGUCGGAGCUGCGGGAGGUGUGUGCGCUUCUGUCGAAGAGCGGCGAGCGACGGCGGGCGCGCCUCGUCGCGGACGCCCUUCCACAGCCGCAGCGGCAGUCGUUCAUCACCGCAAUGGGGCUGGCAGACCCGCCACAUGCGUCACUUGAGCCACGACGCGAGGAGCAGCAGACGGCGACGGAAUUGUCGGAGAUGUCGAAUGAGGCGCUGCUGCGUUUGGGGUUUGCGCUGCAGCGGCCGCGGCCGCAACGCCGACGGGCGGCCCUCCACUCCGCCGCCGCCGCCGCGAAGGACGUCGAGGAGGAGGCGGCGGCGGCGGGGCACAACGCGGCCGUGCAGCGUCAGUUGUUCCUGGAGUUCCGGCGGCGGCGGCGGUACAAGGAGUUGAUGCAGUGCGUCAUGAACUGGAAGUCCAAAGGGAUCCUUCCGGCGGGGCGGCGAGGCGGGGCUGACGGCGUCCCCGCGACGAGCGAUGAGGCCCCCUUCAACGCGGAGGAGGCGCUGCGCGGGCUCAUCUUCAACACUUCCGCCUCUGCCUCUGCCUCGUCGUCGUCGGCGGGGCGCCAGUGGGAGGAGGCGCUGCGGGAGUGCCCGGGGUUUCUCCUCGGUGCCCUCCGCGAGCCGACGGCGGCCCUCCAGUUCCUUCGCAAGACGAGCGUCGAGAUGGUGACGCGGCUGGUGCUGUGGCUUCUGCGGGGGGAUGACGCGGCCCACGCGACGCCCGCACCCGCCGCGGCGCAAAACCGGCCGCGGCCGCGCGUCGCGUGGGACGCCGUCGCCUCGUUAUGCUUCGCCCUGCGGCCGCACCUGCCGCACGAGAAAAAGGUCGUGAAGAUGGACCUCCUGCUGGCGAUGCUGCGUGCGCUGCGGGCGGAGGCGGAGGCGGCGGCCGGAGGGAAGGCCGCCACGCGGCGGAACGUCAACCCGUCAGAUGCGGCUGACGCGCGCCUCGUGGCGAUGCGUUCCGCGGUUGAGGUUCUCUGCGCGUCCUUGUCGCACCAACAGCAAGAGGCGCAGGCGCGGUUCAUUGGACUUCCGCUCUUCAUUGACGUCGCCAUCGCCUUACGGGACUGCGGCGUGCGGGUCCCUAGCGCGCUGCUGCAGUGCAUCUUCUUGUGUCUCGGGGACUCGCAGCAGUGCCAGUGCAGCGAGCCGGCGCCCCCGAGCAGCCAGUCCCCGCUGGAGCGGGAGUUGCUCGUCACGAUCCUCAAUUCUUCCCCGGCGGAGCGAUGGGUGCUGGCACUACGACUGUUGCGGGUGUGCACCGAGCAGCAUGACUUUGUUGCUGCCGCCGCCCACCUUCGCUGCUUCCUCAGUGGACUGCAAAGCAUCUCGAUUAGCCGCACUUGGCAAAUAGCCCUCGGCGCCGCGCAGUCCAUCAUAAGUGAGUACCACGUCUUCCCGGAUGAGGCCUCUACGGAGAAACUGCUGUUGAAUCUGCAUGCGGCUUCGUGGCAACGCGCCUUUGAGGUCCUGCAGCUGUACGAAAGGGGGCACGUCGCUCCGCCCCCGCCGGUCUUGCGGGACUUGCACGUGGUGGCGAUGAAACACAGCUCCUGGGACGUUGUGCUGCGGGUGAUGCAGGAGAUUCAGGCUGCGGGGGCGGAGCAGGCCGGUUUCAUGAAUCAUCUCUACUGCCUGCGCGCGUUUGGCUGCGCAGGGAAGUGGGAGGAGGCCGCUGCUCUCUUCAAGGAGCUUGAAAACAUUUCGGGCUCGGAGGGGAGUGGCCUCGCCGCGUACAACGAGGUCACAGUUGCCGUGCCCGUCAUGGGCAUGGUGGAGCACGAGCACUGGGAGGCGGUGGUGCGGUUUUCUGUGGCGGUCUGCCGUCAAUGUGGGGCGGCGCUGACGCACGAGGGGCGGGAGGUGGCCCUGGCAGCGGAGAUUCUCGCGCUUGUGCGUCUCGGCGACGUGGCCCGGCUGGCGUCCUUCUUGAACCGCCACAGCGGCGAGCGCGGCGCGGCAGGGGCGUACGCGGGCGACGAGGCUCCGCUGCAGGCGUUGGGGCUGUCGCCCUCCGCCGCGGAGCUGCGCGCGCUGCUGCUGCGGGCGGCGGAGCUGCACUCGCUCUGCGGCAUGGCGCACCUCCACGCCCCCGUUCGCCUCGUAUACGACGUUGUGGCCGGCGACGCCUGCCACCGCAACCAUCACGCGGAGAGGCUCGGCCCCGCGACGCGCGGCGCCUCCCCGCAGCGCCGCCUGUACCUCCCGCCCCAGCACCUGCAGCGGCAGCACGACGGCUUUGCGGCGGCGCUCGGGGGACUGAUACGCCGCGACGAGCGACUUUUCGGCGCAGCCGCCCAGCAGGCCGCCGCGGAGGCGAUGGCGCAAGUUGGCGCGGGCCCCGCGUUCCUGAAGGCCGCGCUGCUGUAA
Molecule: messenger RNA, 2487 nt
Organism: Trypanosoma conorhini
Lineage: Eukaryota; Euglenozoa; Kinetoplastea; Trypanosomatida; Trypanosomatidae
Exons: 1
Coding region: 1-2487 (828 amino acids)
Source: RefSeq, a predicted model, not a curated record